AUGCCGAUCUCAGCUUUCCGCCGCCAAGUCAAAAAUGCUACUCGCAACUAUUCGGCUCAUCAAAUCAAAGUACGUGAAGCAACAAGCAACGACUCGUGGGGACCAUCGAAAUCAAUAAUGUCCGAAUUGGCGGAACUGACACACAGUCCAAUGGCUUUCACUCACAUCAUGCCAAUCAUUUGGAAGCGGAUGAAUGAGAGUGGCAAGAAGUGGCGGCACGUCUACAAAAGUCUCGUUCUCCUCGAGUAUCUUGUCAAGGCUGGACAUGAUAUGGUUGUUGAGGAGUGUACAGAAAACUUAUACCUUAUCGAUACUCUGAAAGAUUUUCAAUAUAUUGAGAAGUAUCAGGAUGUGGGUAUGAACGUGCGCGAGACUGCCAAGAAGAUUUGUUCCCUGCUGUCCGACGAUGAGCUAUUGAAAAAAGAGAGAAAAAGUUUCAAGGAAAUGAGAAACAAAUUCAUAAAUAGCGGAGUUGAAGAGAGUCGUAGUGGUACUCCUGACAGUGCCGAGGAUAUCAGUCUUGAAGUCGAUUACGACGGUAAUCACUCUUUCUCUACUACCAAAAAGGAGAUGCAACUUCUAUUUGCUCUUGGAUUAUCUCUUGAAGAAUGCAAGAGAUCUAAUGAAGUCCGGAAACGUGAGGAGACUUUGCUCCAAAUGGGGAUCGAAGAGUCCCAAAAGCAGGCAUACUAUCGCUUGGGAGCGAGUGACUUUGUGAGCGGAGAAGUAACGCACCGUGAAAACGAUGACUUGGUGACAUUGGGUGGUGCCGAGUUGGCCCACAGAUUGAAGAAUCCAAUCACCUCGUCAUCCACUUGGUACACCAACGCAGUUAACGAUCAAUCGGGAGCCAUCUACACUCAAAACUACCAAAAUCCGUCGUACGAUUACUUCUGUGUGAACACUUCUUCAUGUGCACUGGAAAAUUCUUCUGAAGCUCUUGCGGAUCUGAACACUUUGGAGCCAUCUGCAUUUGCCAACACAUUUGCGAGUGGUCAGGACUUUGACAUUAAUCAGCGUGAUAUUUUCUUUCCGAUGAGCGAUCCAAUCAUCGCCAACUCUCAUUGUUCUCCAGCUACGCUCAACUCUCAUCUUUCUUCAACAAAAAUGGAUGCUGAAAACCUUUCAGUCGACACCGACAAUUUUGUCGACCUGAAUAACUUGAUGAAGCAAACUGAUUUCUACACAAAUGGCGGAGUCUCUGCAUUCAAUGGGGCCAUUCGCAAUCCAUUCAAAAGGACUGUUCGCAAUCCAUUCAAACCUUAUCACUGCAAAUCGUCAACACUCGAGGAAAUGCAAGCUGCAGGACUUCAACAAGAUGCUCCGAUGUAG
Messenger RNA from Caenorhabditis remanei, 1332 nucleotides. RefSeq lists its product as uncharacterized. NCBI's taxonomy places the organism in Eukaryota, Metazoa, Nematoda, Chromadorea, Rhabditida, Rhabditidae. The record is from RefSeq and is a predicted model, not a curated record. Bases 1 to 1332 code for a protein of 443 amino acids. The transcript is spliced from 6 exons. Gene Ontology annotation, biological process: endocytosis. Gene Ontology annotation, molecular function: phospholipid binding; clathrin binding. Gene Ontology annotation, cellular component: plasma membrane; clathrin vesicle coat; endosome.